Molecule: messenger RNA, 2042 nt
Organism: Cydia splendana
Lineage: Eukaryota; Metazoa; Arthropoda; Insecta; Lepidoptera; Tortricidae
Exons: 3
Coding region: 190-1353 (387 amino acids)
Source: RefSeq, a predicted model, not a curated record
AAAAUUGACGGGCCUUUUGAUUGAUUGAUUUUAUUUUCCAAACUUUUCUUCUAUUUUUUAAAGAAACUCAAUAAAUCACAAUUGGUACGGUUAUUUUAUGAAAUAUACUUUCUCACCUCACCUAACGAAAUUCUUUAUUUUUCUAUCAAUUAUGGCUAAUAAGGAGUUUGCGCUCAAUAAUUUGUGAUUAUGUCUGCGCGUAAUUAUUUAUCGGCCCGUGAAAAGAGUAUCAACAGAUACAUUGAUUCCUUGCCGCAUAUAAAUUCGCAGAAGUUUAAUUACCGUUCUGAGCUGCCUGCUCUAUCGGCUAGCAAGAAUAAUCUUGUAAAUCGUAAUUUAAACUAUUCUUUCGAAGUGCCCUAUCGCUUGGGCAGUGCUGAGAGGCCUACUACUCCAUUUUCAGACUUCUAUUCGGAAAGUGAGACAGGAACCCCAGAUUUUCGCAGUGAAGAAAGUGACAGCAGUGCGGGCUCAGCAUUAUUAAGGAGCACAGCAGAAGCCACGAGGACCUUGGCGGCAGAGUGGGAGAGGAUAGAGCGGACUCUGUACAAUGAGGAAGGGGAGAAAAGCAAUCGGCCACAGAUCAUUGAGGAGUGCAAGCAGUGGCGGCAGUUGCAUCCACAGCUUAGGGUCAUCGGCAAAGCUAUUUCGCUACCAGAAAAGCGAUCAUCAUUCAGAGGAAUCGAACAUGACGAGGUAAUAGCUAUGCACUAUAGUGACUACGAAGAAUUCAGUGAAAGCGAGGAGCGCCUGUCUCAGAGCAGCACCGACGUGACACCUCAGAACUCCCCAAGAAUAUCCAUAGAAAACCUGAGUGAGACCAAAAUGCAGCGUGAAAAGGUAAAUCUAUUUUCUAUGUUUGGAGACGAGCACGAGCUUCCUGACUCAUUUUGCUCGCUCCUACACAUUACACCGAUACAAAUACGGAGUCCUUUACAAAGGAAACGACAGAAUCCUUUUAUAAAAUCGGAAAUCGCGUCGUCACGCUGGAUGCGAAACUCGCGACCCGAAUCAUCGGUAAACUAUGAUCGCAACAGUGCAAAAUCGUUUGUAUCUUUGGAUCCAUCCAAUUAUGCUACGGCUAUGAGCGCUUCGGAGCGCAAAAACGGGAUAAAUGGCAGAGUUAUCACGGCGAAGAGUAGAGAUUUGGCCAAAUUGGAGCCGCUACACACUCCUGAGUACUAUGACACUCACAGGUUACCCAGUGCGUUUGGCCAACAUAAUAAUGUGAGAAAGGUUUCGCUUCCACCGUUAUUACUUGAGGAAGAAAAACGGAAAGUUAGUACAGGGAAAAAACAUAUGAAAACGAGGAAAUCAUCAAAACAUGUGUAUAAUUUGGACAGGGUUAAGUAACAAAUGAUCUCAAUGUAAAGGAAAACUGUGACGGAUAUGGUGAAACUAAGUUAACGUACUAUUCUGGUGAGUGAAUUAUAAGUGUAUUGAAUUUUUUUAUGGUGUUUAAUAAAUAGCUUAUUUACUGUCUGGUAUACUGCUGGCAAAUGUUUAUUUUGCUGACUAGAAGCUGGUUGCUGUUUCAAGCAAGGUUUGUCAAUGCCAAUGUCGGAUUUUAGAAAUUCGGACGUGAGGAUGUUCCAAGAUUUGACAUUUGAGUUGCCGGCGCAUUUGAUGCAAUCAUUAAAUUAUCAUAUUUUUUGAUAACAUUCUUUAUAACCAAUGGCACCAUCUUGCCUAUCAGAAGAUUUUUUCAAUGAAAAGUCAGAAUUCAAUAUUGAGAUGCGUGGUAGACUUUCACAGUUUGGGUUGGAUAGCACAAAUAAUUUAGAAAAUGUACCUACGAGUGAGUGGUCUAGUUUUACUCUGGAAGUUAGUUGACUAUGGAGGUGAAUGUAGCAGUAUUAUUAAUUUAGUAUUAAAAUGUGUCUAGUCAAUUACUGCUGUUAAGGUUUGCGACUGUGCCUUUGAACUAUUGAUAUAAUGUUGUUCAUUUGUGUGUACUAAGGGAGUGCCUUAGUUUCUCAAAGUUUUGUUGACUCCUUGUGGAGAACAUAUCAGAAUGAAAUAUAUAUUUUUAAAUUUAAAAA